This is a messenger RNA of Balaenoptera acutorostrata (minke whale), 2547 nucleotides long. RefSeq names its product WRN helicase interacting protein 1 (gene WRNIP1). Gene Ontology annotation, cellular component: nucleus. Gene Ontology annotation, molecular function: enzyme activator activity; single-stranded DNA helicase activity; ATP binding. The record is from RefSeq and is a predicted model, not a curated record. Lineage: Eukaryota; Metazoa; Chordata; Mammalia; Artiodactyla; Balaenopteridae. The transcript has 7 exons. Gene Ontology annotation, biological process: DNA repair; regulation of DNA repair; DNA-templated DNA replication. The coding region runs from base 202 to 2118 and encodes 638 amino acids.
GUUGCCAGAGGCUGCCGGGCGAGGGGCCGCGGACUCCGCUUCCCGGCGCGCCGCGCGAGGCGCCGGGGCCGCCGGCCGAGGGCGGGCCGACGCGGGCAGCCCGGACGUGAGGCAUGAGCGGCGCCCUCCGCCGGCCCGCUCGCGUCCUGCCGCCUCCCCGAGCGAGGGUCGCGCGGCGCGGGGCCUAGCGCGGCGGCCGCCAUGGAGGUGAGCGGGCCCGAGGACGACCCGUUCCUGGCGCAGCUGCACCGGGUGCAGUGCCCCGUGUGCCAGCAGACCAUGCCCGCCGCGCACAUCAACUCGCACCUGGACCGCUGUCUGCUGCUGCACCCGGCGGGCCACGCGGAGCCCGCGCCGCCCCGCGCCAAGCGGCGCCGGCCGUCCGAGAGCUCGGCGCUCAAGCAGCCGGCCACGCCGACGGCGGCCGAGAGCAGCGAGGGCGAGGCCGAGGAGCCGGACGACGGCGGCGAGACCGAGAGCCGAGAGAGCUACGACGCGCCGCCCACGCCCAGCGGCGCGCGGCUCAUCCCCGACUUCCCGGUGGCGCGGCCCGGCAGCCCCGGCGGGAAGGGCGCGGGGCAGCGGCCGGCGGCGGCGGCGGCGGGCAGCGCGUCCCCGCGGAGCUGGGACGAGGCGGAGGCGCCGGAGGAGGAGGAGGCGGCGGGCGACGCGGACGGCGAGGACGACGCGGGCCGCUGGGACGCGGACGCCGCCGCCGCCUUCGAGGCCCCGGGGGGCCGCCCGCACGCCCGGGCCCCCGCGGCCGAGGAGGUGCGGCAGCUGCUGGAGGGGAAGCCGCUGGCCGACACGAUGCGGCCCGACGCGCUGCAGGACUUCGUGGGGCAGGGCCGCGCCGUGGGGCCCGAGACGCUGCUGCGCUCGCUGCUCGAGGCCAACGAGGUGCCCUCGAUCAUCCUGUGGGGGCCGCCGGGCUGCGGCAAGACCACGCUGGCCCACAUCAUAGCUAACAACAGCAAGAAACACAGCGUGAGGUUCGUGACGUUGUCAGCCACCAGCGCCAAGACAAACGACGUGCGCGACGUCAUCAAACAAGCUCAGAACGAGAAGCGCUUUUUCAAGAGGAAAACCAUCCUUUUUAUUGACGAGAUUCAUCGGUUCAAUAAGUCCCAGCAGGACACGUUCCUUCCUCACGUGGAGUGUGGAACCAUCACGCUGAUUGGGGCGACCACGGAGAACCCCUCCUUCCAGGUCAACGCUGCUCUUCUGAGCCGCUGCCGGGUUAUCGUUCUCGAGAAGCUUCCAGUGGAGGCUGUGGUGACUGUCUUGAUGCGGGCGAUCAACUCCCUGGGGAUCCACGUCCUGGACUCCAGCCGCCCUGCCGACCCUCUGAGCCACGGCAGCAACAGCGGUUCUGAGCCCUCCGUGCUCAUAGAGGACAAGGCGGUGGACACGCUGGCCCGCCUGAGCGACGGGGACGCGCGGGCCGGACUGAACGGGCUGCAGCUGGCGGUGCUGGCCAGGCUGAGCACCAGGAAGGGAUUCGGGAAGAAGAGCGGGCAGAGCUACCCUCCCAGCCGCGUGCUGGUCACCGAGGGCGACGUGAAGGAAGGCCUCCAGCGCUCUCACAUCCUGUACGACCGAGCAGGAGAGGAGCAUUACAGCUGCGCCUCCGCGCUGCACAAGUCCAUGCGGGGCUCGGACCCGAGCGCCUCCCUCUACUGGCUGGGGCGCAUGCUGGAGGGGGGCGAGGACCCGCUGUACGUGGCCCGGCGGCUCGUGAGGUUUGCCAGCGAGGACGUGGGUCUGGCCGACCCGUCUGCAUUAACACAAGCAGUUGCUGCCUACCAAGGCUGUCACUUUAUAGGCAUGCCCGAGUGCGAGGUGCUCCUGGCCCAGUGCGUCGUCUACUUGGCCCGAGCCCCGAAGUCUGUCGAGGUGUACAGCGCCUACAGCAACGUCAAGGCCUGCCUGCGGAGCCACCAGGGGCCGCUGCCCCCCGUCCCGCUGCACCUGCGCAACGCGCCCACCAGGCUCAUGAAGGACCUAGGCUACGGCCAGGGCUACAAGUACAACCCCGCGCACAGCGAGCCCGUGGACCAGGACUACCUGCCCGAAGAACUGAGGGGCGUGGAUUUCUUUAAGCAGCGGCGGUGCUGACUCGGAGGCUGGGCCGGGCGGGGGAGGCCCCGGAUCGCCGGGUGGGCGGCCUGGCGGGAAUCACAGCAGGCCGACCUUUCGUGCCAGCGGCGUAAGCGUUCCUGCGGGGGGGGGCGCGGUUCCUUCAGCUGAACGUGUGGCGUCUAAAUUGUGUUCGUUUGCACUCUGUGCGACGUUAUGCUCAUGAAACGGUCUGGCAGCUUUGUGCAAUGAAUUAACGUUACGAGGGAUGACCUAUCUUGUCAUAGUAUUUAAGUCAUAAUGUCAUUUCAGAAUUCAGUUCUGUAGGGUUUUUUUCCUUUAAAAAAUGGAUAUUCUGGGUAGUUUCAGUUGGUAAAAAAAUGUAAUUGUGAUUUAAUACUGCAUAGUGUUUUGGGUAUUUUUUUUAUAUGCAAAGGUCUUAUAAGCCAAUAAAACUAUUUCAAAGUA